AUGGACGUCAGAGUCGACAGCUGUGCCGCGAGCGAUUCAGGUAGCUCCGCGGAGGAUCGGGAGAUCGUGGCUAAGCAGGUCUCUCUCCUCCGUGAAGGAGGUAUUGAUGUGCCGUCCAGUUCAACAACCCGCCAGCCCGUGUACUUCGAGCGCUUCCGCUUAGGAGCCUUGAUUGCGCAAGUGGAGAUCUUAAUGCCCAUGAAGAGCAAGCUUCUGAAAAAGAAGCAGGCCAAUUCGGGAGGCGCCGCUUCCAUGUUCGAGGACGAGGACGAUGAGCAGGACGUGCAGAUGCUUCAGUCGAUGUGGCUGUCUCGAGUUCUGGCGCGGCUCACCCACCGAUCACACGGCUUGGUCAAGAAGGUGCUCAUCGUGGCACAGAAGGGCCUGCUCUUCGUGGUCACCAGCGUAGGCAGCGGCGUGCUGUCUGGAGUGGGGCACAUGACGCCGCGAUUUGCUUUCCCUGAGACGGUCUUUAGAGACACCUUGGAAGAAUUGAUGCCUUUCUUGUCCAGCUUGGUGCGCGAGUACGUGAAGACGGGCAUGUAUCAGUUCUGGAAGGUCCUGUUCAGCAUCAACCUGCUGGGUGAUCCUGUUGGCCUGACGACCUCCGUCACAGGCGGCGUGAUGAAGUUCUUCAGAAAGACGGGCAGCGAGGUCAUUGCCGGCGAUCUGAAGGGGGAGGGUCUCCUCAGCCUUGCCCAAGGAGUGGUUGGUGGCACUGCUGCCACUGCCGGAAAGUUCUUUGGAGCUCUAGGCGAUACAGUUGAUGCGCUGGCCCAAACUGGUGGAGACCAAAAUCGCCAUUACCAGCCUGGCACCAUGAAUCAUGUUGGUGAUGGUCUGAGCGCCGGUGCGCAGGUCUUCUUGCAUGGCGCCACUUCUGGAAUCGCCGGCCUCGUGCAGGCCCCUGUGCAAGGCUUCCAACGCAAAGGAAUGGUUGGCCUGGCCACCGGUAUGCUGAAGGGUGCGGCGGGGCUCGUGGCCAAGCCGGUCAGCGGGCUGAUGCAUGGCGUGCAGCACGUGGACGCCAGGUUGCAACACCGCUGGGUAGGGGGACCUUAA
Symbiodinium natans is the source of this 1062-nucleotide messenger RNA. NCBI's taxonomy places the organism in Eukaryota, Dinophyceae, Suessiales, Symbiodiniaceae. The record is from the annotation of a GenBank genome assembly.